Aspergillus oryzae RIB40 is the source of this 894-nucleotide messenger RNA. RefSeq lists its product as uncharacterized. The coding region runs from base 1 to 894 and encodes 297 amino acids. The transcript is spliced from 3 exons. The record is from RefSeq and is a predicted model, not a curated record. Lineage: Eukaryota; Fungi; Ascomycota; Eurotiomycetes; Eurotiales; Aspergillaceae.
AUGGAUAUUCCUCAAGUGCAGAUUUCCGGGCUUGAUAACUCUCAUGGUCCUGGGGACGCGCAAAAAGCGGAAACGCGCGAUGUGGACAUGGAUUCGAGUCAACACGCAGCAGCAACGAAUGAUUCUAUAACACAAGAAGUACCCCUAUCUAGUGCAACAACAGAGCUAGAACAGACAUCCAUGGAAGAAGUGGCGCCUCCGAAAAGAAACCCUGGACUUCAGUUUCUUGAAUACUUGACGUCGCCUAUUGUGGAACUUACUAUAGGAAAUGGAGAAACCAAGACCACCUUAACAGCUCACCAAAGACUACUUCUGGAAUCGCCCUUCCUUGCUGAGCGAGUCUCAGUAUUUGAUAGUUCGGGGCCUCGCCGCAUUGAGCUUCCUGAUGAAGAUGUAGAGGCCUUUGGCUCGUUUCUGCAGUUCCAAUAUACCGGCAACUAUGACAGUUCUCUAGACGAUGCCUCCAAUGACAAAGACGCCGCUGUGGGAGAAAUCCAUGAUAGUGGUGAGCAGCUACUAAAACACGCACGUGUAUACACCUUGGCAGAAAAGCUCGGGAUACCUGCCUUGAAGACCUUGGCCCACUCAAAGAUUCACCGUGUGAACAGCACUUCACACGGUGAGAUUGCGUAUGCACGCUAUGUGUACACUAAUACACCAGCUAACGAUGUUACAAUUCGGAAACCCGUAGCAUCUUUCUGGGCUUUAAGAAGCCAUGUUUUGCGACAUGAAGCUGAAGAGGAGUUCAGGAAGCUGUGCCUUGAGGUUCCCGAGUUCUGUUUUGAUGUAUUCAGCAUGGUACUUGACCAUAAAGAAAAGCGCGCUCAAGAUAAAGCUGAAUCCGAGUCUGCUAUUAAGGGAAGUGGGAGAAAACGACUCAGGAGUGGCCUGUAG